GAAUUGCGUUAGUUAGCAGCUCACCGGUGAAGUGAGCAGGCAGAAAACAACGCAGAGGCAAUUUUGUAGAAGUGCAGGUAAAUUAUAUGGCUUCUAUAUAAAGUUAAACAACCGACAGUUAGGUCGGGAACUCGUAAAUCAAUAAUUACCCGUUUGAGUUAACGCUAUGAGGCCCAUGUCAUUAGCUGAAAUGAUGGUUUCUCACAGGUCAAACUUGUGCAUCAUUGCGAAACUGCUCCUGCCGCCACUUGACGUUAUUAUUUUUUUAACAGUCUUAUUUUUUGGCGUUACUGUUGUAAGUUACUAUAAAAUGGUGUCCGAUCACUAGAGGUCCGUGUACGUUCAGACAGUUUGUUUAAACGGGAAAAUAUAGACGGACCUCCCGGCCGUUGCAGAAGCAGUGAUUCGUUAACAUGAAACAGGACCGUUCAUGGUCGCCGCUAUCCGUUAUGCUGCACGCCGUGGUUAAACGUUACACGGACGUCUGCCAUGAAACACUUUAAUGGGCAACAAGAAUUGUUCACCUGUUUUCCAAAUCAUCGAUGCGCAAUUAAGGCAGAAUGAGUGUUAGAAACUGUUCUUCAACUAGUAUUCACAGGUUACGAAUUAAUGCUCAGUUAGCUUACAGUUAACAUAAUUAAGCUAGUAGGACCAAUUUAAUUCGUUUCUGUUUUGAAUUGUUCGCGUUAGCCGUUAUGCUACUCUCAACCUGGGACAUGCCUCUUGUGACUGCUUUUUUCUGAGCGACUCUACUUCAGAAACUUAACGUGGCUGUCAACAGACUGAAUUAUGUAGGAUGCUUAUACUUUCAAUGCUUUUGUGAAAGCUGGCAAAGAAGACUGGGAAAGAGCAGGUGGUUUCUCAGACCUGUUGCUGACAUGCAGCCGCUAACUUUGACGAACUACACUACCCCUAAUACCCCACUUUGGAAAGCGCUGAAAACUAGCCAAACAGUUGUAAUGUCUUCCAGCAGUAAUACAGCACUAAUCAAUAUAAAUGUGAUGAGAAAGCCCUGUGCACUAUGUUUGAACCUUACUGACACCAGAAUGGAGAUAUCCAAGAGGAGAAUCUUACCAAAACAUCUGGUGCCUGCGAGACCCCUGCGCCGCUGCCGCCAUGUUGACAUUGAGUCCAGUAUGACCGCUGCUACAUGUGCACCGACAGUGAUGGAGGAAAUGGAUGAAGAGACAAAUAUUGACAUAGAGCAGUUCUGCAAGAUUGUCAACCUGCACAAACAGAAAGAAGGCAGAAUAUCUUACACAAGAGAUUUUUUAAUUGGUCUCGCAAGUUGUCCUGAGGCCAGGAAGAGGCCAGAAUUCUUGCCAGACCACCCUGUCACCUUAACCAAGGCAAGAGAUCUUGGGCACCUAAGACUUCAUGAAAUGAGGAGGGAUGAGGAAAAGAAGAAAUGAUGGCAGAAAGCCUUCACUUCCCUUAAGAAAUUUGCACAGGUCUUCACUACACCCCAAAGAGUGUUUCUGUUGUUUUUUCUUUUUACUUUGCUUGGUGAAUUUAACUUGUGACAUUUAAAUUUGCAUGUUUAUUGUUGUGAUAACAGUUUGAGGUGAAGUUGCAUGAAGUCAGGACACUAAACACUUUAUUUGAUUGAGUAUGAGUGUUGCUUUUUUACUUACAUUUUCUGCUGUGUGUGACUUUGGCAAUAGUAGAGUGUUUAUUUUUUGUAAAAAAAAGUUCUAACUUAAGAUAUUAAUGAAAAAAAUGCCAUUUAAUGCAGAUUUAUCGCUCAUUGUAUUAGAGUCAUGAAACAAACCCAACUUGAAGUGACAGUGAUGUUUGUCAUCAGCUGUAUUAGAUGGGCUUACAUCAGCAUUGUGGUUGUGUCUUACUAAACAUGU
Messenger RNA from Chelmon rostratus (copperband butterflyfish), 1856 nucleotides. It is a transcript of the gene gra, whose product is annotated as granulito. The record is from RefSeq and is a predicted model, not a curated record. The transcript has 6 exons. Lineage: Eukaryota; Metazoa; Chordata; Actinopteri; Chaetodontiformes; Chaetodontidae. The coding region runs from base 879 to 1412 and encodes 177 amino acids.